AUGUCUGCGGGCGCCAACGGCCGUGGUGGGGUCUACAACGACCACCACCAGUACUCCCAGUCCCAGGUCACAGCUGCGACGUCGUGCAUCGGCAGCGCCCGGUCGUCGGAGUACGUGGCGACGCAUGCGCAGGACCACCAUGCCGGCGGCGGCGGCGGGGGCAACUGCAACAACAGCGGGGAGAGCGGCGGCACCGCCGCCGCCGUCGGGUCGUCGGCGAUGCGGGAGAUGAUCUUCCGCGUGGCGGCGCUGCAGCCCGUGAACAUCGACCCGGAGAUGGUGCGGCCCCCGAAGCGGCGCAACGUGCGCAUCUCCACCGACCCGCAGAGCGUGGCGGCCCGGAUGCGGCGGGAGCGCAUCAGCGAGCGCAUCCGCAUCCUGCAGCGGCUCGUCCCGGGCGGCACCAAGAUGGACACCGCGUCCAUGCUGGACGAGGCCAUCCACUACGUCAAGUUCCUCAAGACGCAGGUGCAGUCCCUCGAGCGCGCCGCCGCGGCCAGCGGCCGCCGCCCGGCGGCGGACACCGGUGGCGGCGGCGGCGGCGCGCCCUACUCCGGCCGCAUCAACGGCGGCCAGUGGUAG
Miscanthus lutarioriparius is the source of this 582-nucleotide messenger RNA. The record is from the annotation of a GenBank genome assembly. NCBI's taxonomy places the organism in Eukaryota, Viridiplantae, Streptophyta, Magnoliopsida, Poales, Poaceae.